GUGGGCUUUCUAUGAUGUCUAUUUCUUUGUUUUGAGCCGAGUAUGGUUCCUAAUCAGAGGCAGCUGUCUAUCGUUGUCUCUGAUUAGGAAUCAUACUUAGGCAGCCUUUUCCCAACCUGUUUGUGGAUUAUUAUUCUUUCUAUGAGUGUUUUGUGUGUACUGCAGUUGUGUCACGUUCAUUUCUGUUUAUCCUGUUAAUUGUUUUUGUUCGGUUUCACUUCUAUUAAAGUAUGUGGAAUUACCGGCACGCUGCGCCUUGGCUCCUAUAUGACAGGAAAUUUGAAGACAGUACUCGUGACAGUAACAUUGAAUAAAUACAUUAGAUUAGUUACUUUGGUUAAUGGGCCAGUUUCCCAGACACAGAUUAAGUCUAGUCCUGGACCGAUAAGAUCUUUCUAUUGAAACUUCCAUUGAGUAUGCUUUUUAGUCCAGCACUAGACUCAAUCUGUGUCCAGGAAACAGGCCCCAUAUGUAUUACUGGCAUGCUUGUCCUUGUUCAGGACUCCACACACUGGCUUCAGAUUGAACCCUUGACUUCCACUGUCCAGGGAGUGACAAUGUUCAGACACAGGACACCCAAAGGGAGUUAUGAGUGCACAGUGUCUGGGCUCCGCUGGCUGUGUGAGAGAGAUGUCAUUCUGAAGUAUCACUUCAGGAACUGGGAACCCUACAAUCACCUUCUGAAAGACAUGCAGUACACACAAGGUGGUCCAUUGCUGGAUAUCACUAUGGAGUUAGGUGAACUGGAGGAAGUUCAUCUGCCACACUGUGUCUGUUUAGGGACCAACCCGUCCCUGAGGAAUGAGAUGAAGAUUCUUCAUGUAGAGGAACAUGGAGUGUCUUUAGAGGAAGUGCAUGAGGUUACCAGAUUCCAUGCUAAAAUUCUCCAUCCCAAGUUCUCACUUAUCUCUGUUAUACUGAGAUUACUGUCUUUGAACAUAGAUGUCCACUGUGACGUGGUCCUCUAUAUGGCAGUAAAAAGGUCAACAGUCAUUUCAAGGCUGUACCUGCUCCUCAGAAACUCCAGUCAGAAAGAGGCUGUUCAGGAACGGGAGAAAGAUCAGGUGUCCAAAGGAUUUUCAGAAUUCGUCCUGUCAAGUCCAAACGGGCCCUUAAAGCUGAACAGUUUGUUUGCAUUCAAGAAUCCCCACUCCACUUCCAUCAAUCCAGAGAAGAUUCAGCUGUUACCUGCAGACACCACACCAAGCUGUUGUCAGAUGAUUAUGAGAAACACAGGGGUUGACAUUGAGAUGGAAUUAAUCGGGGAAGAUGAGAGGACAGUAUGGAAAUCAGUGGUAUCAAAAGAUGUAUACAGCAAAGACUCUCAUCCAACAUCAUUAAUACUCAUUGGGAUUCCUGCUGAGGAGUUUCUUCAGAAUCACAGGGCUAUACUCAUUCAGGGAGUCAAAAACCCAAUGCCAAUAGCAGAUGUUCUGCGGUCAAAGGGCAUGAUUGGUGAUGAAGAGUACUCCAGAAUAAAAGCUGAAACAACUGAACAGGACCGAAUGAGAGAACUACUGAGAUCAGUCCUCCCUAAAGGACCAGAAGUGACGGGAGCUUGUCUCAAAGCUCUCAUUGAACAUGAACACCAUCUUGUUAAGUACUUGAGUGAAUCUAGCACCUAAUCUGAAGAUGCUGAGGCCUGUCUCCUAGUCUGUGGACAAAGACACUUCUUCACCUAAUCUGAAGAUGCUGAGGCCUGUCUCCUAGUCUGUGGACAAAGACACUUAAAUGAUUGUAAGGGAAAUGUUUAUGUUUGUGCUAUUCUUUUAACAAAUGUCUGUGUUUUAUUAAUGUGCUGUUCUAUAAACUAAUUUGUGUGUUCAUCAAGUGGCUGACUGUACAAAUCCUCACUAUCAGUAGCUGUAAUUUGGCAGUAAGCCCAGACGUUGUUUUGAGAAGGAGAUAUCUCAGUUUCAAGGUCUCAGCUUAGAGAGAAGAAGACUGGUGAG
This is a messenger RNA of Salmo salar (Atlantic salmon), 1952 nucleotides long. The record is from RefSeq and is a predicted model, not a curated record. Lineage: Eukaryota; Metazoa; Chordata; Actinopteri; Salmoniformes; Salmonidae.